AUGGCUUCAUCUCGCCUAGAGGCCGGAGAUGGCGUCAGCUCACAAGACAUUGCAGGAGAAACAGAGAAUGGCGCCCCUCGAUACGCCAUACCGCGACGAGAUCUCACAGCCGUUGAGAUCCCAGCGGUUGUUGAAAACAUCGACCGGGCUGUCAGGGCAUUUGGGAGAGUGCCUUCACUUAGACAUGUUCUAGAUCCUCAGAGAAAUUCAGUGCCGUUGUAUAUAAAUCCAGAGGAGCCCUUUUGCCCGCCAAUCAUGUCACAUAAUGCCAGGUCUCACAACAUCGUUCUCAAAGUCACAGUCCCCAAACGCACUGGAAGGAAGCGCAAGCGCGGAACAAACGAGCCCUGGCAAGGCGAUGUGGAAUUCCAAGGCAUCGACCCAUCGGCCCCAGCAUCGGAGAAUGUUCGUUCCAUAGGGCGUCAUGACGAUCCAAGACUUCUAAGGCGCAAACUAGAAGACACUAUCGGCAAAUAUCACGUCGAGGCUGCGGGCUUAAUCAAGCACACGCAUCGCUUCAGGGGCUUGGCUGACUUUUACUGGGACAUGGACAAAUCAUCAUUUGCACAGAGAUUUGUCGAUCAAGUUCUCCCCGGAGAUGUUGAAAAAAUUAAAGACUUCAAAUUCACGCCUGGCAUCGACCAAGGCUCGAAUGUGGACAUUAUUCCACCACCCAUCUUUACCCACAUGAGUUUGCCAUUCAACUAUUUCUACUCACAAAAUCCCUAUGUUCGUUUGACAGAGGAUGGCGGUACCGUCAAUACAACGGCGGUCAAACAAGUUGGUCAUUUCAUCGGAACAGAAGAUCCUGCUCCUGCCGGUCCCCAAAUUCCUCCAGACAUGACAGAUCCACGCAUGGUGGAGGUUAUUGCCCAGCUUGAAGAAGCAUUUGCGUAUCGCCCCGUAUGGACUCGACGAUCUCUAUUGAAUCAUCUUGCUGGCAAGCUCCGAAACUGGAACGAGCUUAAAAAGUAUCUGAACUACGCGGCUUACCAGUUCAAGGGUGGGCCAUGGAGAGAUGGAGUCGUUCCCUAUGGAAUCGACCCCAGAACUGAUCCCAAAUAUCGCAUUUAUCAAACCCUCAUGUUCAAGCUUCCCAAGCAGAAGCGUGCUCGCAAAGACCAGACCUGGCAGUCGCUUCGCAGAGCCCAGAUGGGCCGAACAAAGGAGUUUGUAGAAGAGCUAUCGGCCAGCCAUACGUUUGACGGAGAAACAUAUCACACCGAUGGCAAGGUGUGGCAGGUGUGCGAUAUUACGGACCCGUUGCUCCGCGAGCUUUUGGAUAAUGCAGAGGUGCGUCCUACGUGGGAUGUCAGCAGCGGAUGGUAUCACGGAGGCUUGUGGGCAAAAGUCAAGGCCAUCAUGAAGACGAAACUGGUGGCGAUCCAGUUUGGCCGACAACUCACCAAAGAGGACUUUGCGCCAACGCUGCAGUGUGGAGAUCAGACUCCUAUGCGGACUACGUCGGCAACCUUUCACCUUCCAUUGCCCAAUUUACACCUUACAAACGAAGAGCUCACGCAGCUUCGGGGUCGAGAACCUUCGAAGAAGAAGAGUCAGGUUUAUAACGUCAGGGUUCGUCCUCGUACUAGAAGGCCAGAUGCCGAUACCGAGGAGCAGUCGGUCGUUACCUCUCACGAUGCCAAUGCAGACGCAGAUGUGGACGCAGAGGCAGAAGCUGCUAGUAUCCUUGGAAGAAUGGAGUCCCAUAGUGAGGGUUCCGAGGCUGGCAGCGAUGCUGAUGAUGAUGAUGAUGAUAAUGAUGAUGAUGAGGAUGAUGACGAGAACGAGAACGAGAACGGUUCAGAAGAAGACGAUAGGAUGGAUCGCACUGGUUUUGAAAGGGAUGAAGAUGAUGAAGAUGGUUUCGGUGAGCUGGAAGAUGAGAGGUAG
Molecule: messenger RNA, 1893 nt
Organism: Trichoderma gamsii
Lineage: Eukaryota; Fungi; Ascomycota; Sordariomycetes; Hypocreales; Hypocreaceae
Exons: 3
Coding region: 1-1893 (630 amino acids)
Biological process (GO): transcription initiation at RNA polymerase III promoter
Cellular component (GO): transcription factor TFIIIC complex
Source: RefSeq, a predicted model, not a curated record